GAGCUCAGAGUGUGUGUCCUCGCGCACACGCUUCCACCUAGCAGCCGCGCGUCUUAUUUAAAAGCCUGAUGCCACGAGACGCGCCGAACGGAACCAGCUAGAUAUGAAGAUCCUUGAAAAGAAAACAAGCAACGACGAAGAAAGAGACAGCUGCUGGACUCCAGACGGAUCUGCUGUGAACUCCUCCGCGAUGAGUUCCGAAAAGAGCAAAGUGGAAGAUGAAGCGGUGUUGGAUCGAGGGGCGGCUUUUGUCAAACACAUCUGCGAUGAAGAAGAAGUAGAAGGCCACCACACCGUGUACAUCGGCGUCCACGUCCCUAAGAGCUACCAACGGAGGAGACGCCACAGACGCAAGUCCAACCACAAGGAGAAGCGGGAUCGGGUGGAGCAGAUCACGGAAGUGUACAAGGCGGAUGUGGAGAAUGCCGACGAUUCCAGCACAAACUUCCUCAAACCUCUCAUUUCUCCUGCCGAGAGGAUUCGGUUCAUCCUGGGCGAGGAGGAUGACGGCCCCCCGCCUCCUCAGCUCUUCACUGAGCUGGACGAACUCCUGUGUGUGGAUGGGCAGGAGAUGGAGUGGAAGGAGACGGCCAGAUGGAUCAAAUUUGAGGAGAAGGUGGAGAAAGGUGGCGAGCGAUGGAGUAAGCCUCACGUCGCCACGCUGUCUUUACACAGCUUGAUGGAGCUGAAAUCGUACAUCGAGAAAGGCACAGUCCUGCUGGAUAUAGAGGCCUCCACCCUGCCUCAGGUUGUCGAGAUGGUCACCGACAGCCAGAUCGAGGCCGGAAUGCUAAAAGCGGACCUGAAGGAGAAGGUUGUGUACACGCUGCUGCGGAAACAUCGCCAUCAGACCAAGAAGUCCAACUUGCGUUCGCUUGCUGAUAUUGGCAAAAGUGUUUCCAGCGCAAGUAGGCUAUUUUCAAACCAGGAGAAUGCAUGCUACCCCCUCGAGCACCCCAUGCCUUGUUUAACUCCAAACGACACAGUGGAAUCAUGUGAGGUCAUGAGGAGCUCCAGCAUGGGAUACCUCUGUAGUCCAACUACGACCCACCGGAACCUCACGUCCAACAGCCUGAGUGAUUUCUCUGAUAAACCAGAGAAGGAUCAGCUGAAGAACAAGUUCAUGAAGAAGUUGCCCCGUGAUGCUGAGGCAUCCAAUGUGCUCGUUGGAGAAGUGGAUUUCCUGGAAACCCCCUUUGUUGCUUUUGUUCGUAUGCAGCAGGCCGUCAUGCUGGGGGCGCUCACUGAAGUUCCUCUGCCAACAAGAUUUCUCUUUGUGCUGUUGGGUCCUAAAGGAAUAUCGAAGUCUUAUCGGGAGAUUGGAAGGGCCAUCGCCACACUGAUGUCAGAUGAGGUAUUCCAUGAUAUCGCCUACAAAGCAAAGGACAGGCAGGACCUGCUGGCGGGUAUCGAUGAGUUCCUGGAUGAGGUGAUCGUCCUCCCUCCUGGAGAGUGGGACCCUGACAUCAGGAUAGAGCCGCCUAAAUCCCUGCCUUCUUCAGACAAAAGGAAGAACAUGUAUUCUGGGCUUGAGAUGCCUCAGAUGAACGGGGACACUCCUCAUGAUUCGGGACACGGAGGUGGAGGAGGAGGAGGAGGAGGUGGAGGAGGACACCAAGUUGGAGAGGAGCUUCAGCGCACAAGAAGGUUCUGUGGAGGUCUGAUCCUGGACGUGAAGAGGAAGCUGCCAUUUUUUGCCAGCGACUUUUACGACGCACUCCACAUCCAGUCCCUGUCUGCCAUCUUGUUCAUCUAUCUGGGCACCGUCACCAAUGCCAUCACUUUUGGAGGUCUGCUUGGAGAUGCCACUGAAAACAUGCAGGGAGUGUUGGAGAGUUUCCUGGGCACGGCGCUGACAGGAGCCGUGUUCUGUCUGCUGGCUGGCCAGCCUCUGACCAUCCUCAGCAGCACAGGACCUGUGCUAGUCUUCGAACGGCUUCUCUUCAAUUUCAGCAAGGACAACAGCUUCGACUACCUAGAGUUUCGGCUGUGGAUCGGCCUGUGGUCUGGUUUUCUCUGUCUGGUGCUGGUCGCCACAGACGCCAGCUUCCUGGUGCAGUACUUCACUCGUUUCACAGAGGAAGGCUUCUCGGCACUCAUCAGCUUCAUCUUCAUCUACGAUGCUUUCAAAAAGAUGAUAAAGCUGGCCCACCACAACCCCAUCAACCCUGGGUACAACCUGAACCUCGUCACUCAGUACGACUGCCGCUGCGUGCCAGGCAACUCGUCGGGACUUGUUGAAAGUUCAGCCUGGACAAACAGUACUGAUCUGCCAGAGAACGCCACCUGGGCAUCCCUGAGCAAGGAGGAGUGUCUGGAUAACGGAGGACUGUUGAUCGGCGAGGCUUGUGGCUACGUGCCUGACAUCACCCUAAUGUCCUUCAUCCUGUUCUUUGGGACCUACACCUGCUCCAUGGCUCUAAAGAAGUUCAAAACUAGCCGAUUCUUCCCCACAACAGUGAGGAAGUUGAUCAGUGACUUUGCGAUCAUCUUGACCAUCCUUCUCUUCUGUGGCGUAGACGCCUUUGUGGGUGUGGAGACUCCGAAGCUCAUUGUGCCUAGUGAAUUCAAGCCCACAAGUCCAUUGAGGGGCUGGUUUGUCCCUCCUUUUGGAAGAAACCCAUGGUGGGUGUACUUGGCGGCUGCACUUCCUGCUCUGCUGGUCACUAUUCUGGUAUUCAUGGAUCAGCAGAUCACUGCUGUGAUUGUCAACAGAAAGGAACACAAACUCAAGAAAGGGGCGGGGUAUCACUUGGACUUAUUCUGGGUGGCCGUCCUGCUGAUAAUUUGCUCCUUCAUGGGGCUUCCGUGGUACGUGGCAGCCACGGUCAUCUCCAUCGCCCACAUCGACUCUCUGAAAAUGGAGACGCAGACAUCUGCUCCCGGAGAGCAGCCCAAGUUCCUUGGUGUCAGGGAACAAAGAGUCACUGGCAUCUUCGUCUUCCUCCUGACGGGCCUCUCUGUCUUCAUGGCUCCGAUUCUCAAGUUCAUCCCCAUGCCGGUGCUCUACGGUGUGUUUCUUUAUAUGGGUGUGGCAUCUCUCAAUGGAGUCCAGUUCAUGGAUCGUCUGCUGCUGCUUCUCAUGCCCGCCAAGCACCAACCGGACCUGAUCUACCUGCGCCAUGUACCCCAGAGACGCAUCCACUUCUUCACCUUCAUCCAGGUCAUUUGUUUGGCCCUCCUCUGGAUCCUCAAGUCUACUGUAGCUGCAAUAAUUUUCCCUGUCAUGAUUCUGGCAUUAGUUGCUGUCCGAAAGGCCAUGGACUACCUGUUCUCCCAGCACGACCUCGGCUACCUAGACGAUGUGAUCCCAGAGAAAGAUAAGAAGAAGAAGGAGGAUGAGAAGAAAAAGAAAAACAAGAAGAAGGGAAGCAUCGACAGCGAGAUAGACUUUGACAUCAUUCGCCGACUUUCCUUAACCCCAAUUCACCGUGCUGAGCACUACCUAGAGUCUCCCACCGUCGUUAACAGAGGUCCGUAUCCAUAUGGUUCACCCCGGAUUCGGAUAGAAAGGGAGGGUAACGGUCUCCUCGGGAGGAAGAGCUCUGAAACAGAACUGUGAAAGAAUUCUCCAAAGACGCAGCACAGCAUUGCAAAGAGAGCCACCCUCUUAUUUUUGCACCACAGUGCCGAUUCCUAACGGUGUUUUGAUCGUUAUGCAAGAGGAAACUAAAGUCCCAAGUUGCUGGAUGCUUUUCUGACUUUGAAGGUACCAGAUUUGAACAAGGUCUGUUUCCUCAUCUGACUCGUUUCUUACAGAAAACCAAAGGGCCACCAGAGGUGAUGUGAAUUCAGUGUUGAUGGGACAGCAGUAUCUGAUUAUUGCCUGUUAAUUAAUCUGCUGGUAAUCUUAGUUAAUUCAAUCAUGAAAGAUGUCUAGGACAUCCAGCUGCUGCAGUUUUCCUGUCUGUACAUAUCACACCAAUUCUUACUGGUUAGGAGUUUAAAUCAAAACUACCGUAAUCCUUAAACUGAGGAUCCUUCUCAUGUGAAUCACAUACAUGUUUAGAACAAAGAGGAUUUGAAUGGUAAUCUAUGAACAAAUAUUCCAGAGUUUCACCCUCUAUUCAUGGAUAUGACCAUUUUCAUCAAGUAUUCACCUCAUUUUUUAUUCCUCCUUAGAUGAUGCUGAAGUCAUGUCUUUAAUCUCUCUUUUGCUUUCUUUUGUAUUUAUUAUAUUUAAACCUGGAGCUAAUUGUCCUGCUGGCUAGAGUUUAUUUAAGGCUUUAACAUUGAUUUUAUUUUUUAAACACGUCUUCCUGUAGUUUGUUUCCACUCUUUUCCCUGAUUUGGGGAGUUGGAGGUGAAUAACUUUCUGUAGCUCUACCUCUUUUACCUUCUGUAGGUGCUAGGCAUUAAAAACAAAUUUCUUAAGGAAUGAUUUGUGAUCAAAUUGUUUUUUAUUAAUAUUUUUCUCCCCACUGGCACUAGAUGGAUGUCUGCACUAGGAUGUUGGAAUAUUUUAUUUUCCUUUUUAAAAACUUUGUUGUUAUAAAAAAUGUAAAAUUGGAUUAAUUUAAAAGUACUUCUGCCUCACUUUAAAAAUCUAAUCUAAGCAACUAAAAGUGACAGCAAUUUAUAAGAACACUGUUUUUCUUCAUAUUUAAAAUGUAGAAAUAUAUUAUUUUAAUCUGACAAUCAAUUGAAUCCUUUUAUGUUUUGCAGAUGGAUUUUAUUUUAAAACAUAUUCUUAUCCAGACGCUGGUGAUUUGAUUAAUAUUUAAUCUUUUGGUUAUUUUUCUUUUUAAGUUAUAUAUAUGUAUUUUUUUAUUGCAGAUAAGAAAAAUCAUUGAAAUGUGAUUUACUGUGGAACAAUAUAUUUUUUUUAGCACAACGUAUAAAACUGAUUGUAGUUUUACUUUAAAACUGACAAAUGCAUAAUUUAGCAGCUAAUUUUAUUUCCAUACAUAAUUCAGAUGGGUUGAUCAUGUUUGUUCUUUAAAAAGCACUCUGGUACUGGAAUAAGCCAGCUGAUGUCCGAUAUCAAUGUAUGUUUGAUUGCAGGAAGUCCCAUGACGAAGCUGGGCAAAAUUUAGUAAAGUUAACGAGUGUUAAAAUGGCUUUGACCCAAAACCACACUGUCUUCCACUUUACUCUGUAAUCUGUACAUCUCAAACUUUCCUGUUCCAUUUUUUGUUUUAUUCAUGUGAUUCUGUUUCUCUGCAUUGAGUUUUAUACCGUCAUCCUAUGUGUUCAAACAACCGAAGGUAAUUCAAAAGGAAAAUAAAGUCAGUGUUUUUCUAUGAAGUAGUGUUUAAAAUGAGAGUAAUAAAAGAAAAAUCAAAAGAUUCAUUAA
This is a messenger RNA of Nothobranchius furzeri (turquoise killifish), 5296 nucleotides long. It is a transcript of the gene slc4a4b, whose product is annotated as solute carrier family 4 member 4b. Lineage: Eukaryota; Metazoa; Chordata; Actinopteri; Cyprinodontiformes; Nothobranchiidae. The record is from RefSeq and is a predicted model, not a curated record. Gene Ontology annotation, biological process: transmembrane transport; regulation of intracellular pH; bicarbonate transport. Gene Ontology annotation, molecular function: solute:inorganic anion antiporter activity; sodium:bicarbonate symporter activity; monoatomic anion transmembrane transporter activity. Gene Ontology annotation, cellular component: plasma membrane; basolateral plasma membrane.